AUGGAGGAGAUGGAUGGAGCUGCAGGGAGGAGGCUCGGUUCCAACCCAACUCACCCUGAGGUGUGUGCGUCUGUGUUUGUGUGUGUGUGUGUGGGGGGGGGUGGGGUGGGGGGGGGGGGGGGGGGGGGGAGUGGAUAGGAGUGUAGGGGGGAUGGGGGUGGGUGGGGUGUAGGUGUAGUGGGAGGGGGGGGGUGUGGUGAGUGGGGGGUGUAGGUAGGUGGGGGUUGGGGGUGGGGUCGGUGGUAGGGGGUAGGGGGAUGGGUGUAGGGUGGAGUGGUAGGGGUGUAGGGGAGGAUGGGGGGUGGGUGGGUGGUAGGGUGUGGGGGUGGAGGUGGGGUGUGUUGUUGGGGUGCUCGGGGUGUGGUGGCGAUGGGUGGUGGGGGGUUGGUGGGUGGUGGGAGGUGGGGGGUGGGUUGGAGUGUGGGGUUGGGGUGUGGUGAGGGGGGAUGAUGGGGGGUGGGUGGUAGGUGGGUGAUAGGGGUGAGUGGGGGGUGAGGUGGUAGGUGGGUGGGUAGGGGAGGUUGGGGGGUCAGUUGGGGUGGAGUGAGGGGGUGUAGGGGGAGGAGUGGGGUGGUGAGGGUGGGUGUGGAGGGGUGGUGGCGGGGUGGGGGGUGAGGUGGGUGGGUGGUAGGGGGGGUGUGGGGGGAUGGGGGGGUGGGUGGAGGUGGGGUUGGGUGUAGGGGAGGAUGGGGGGUGGGAGGUGGAGUGGUAGGGGUGUGGGGAGGAUGGGGGGUGGGUGGAGGGUGGAGGGGUGUGGUGGGGGGUGGGGGGUGGGGGGGGUGGUAGGUUGGGGAGGAUGGGGGGGUGGUGGUGGUGGGUAGGGGUGUAGGGGAGGAUGGGGGGUGAGGUGGAGUGGUAGGGGUGUAGGGGAGGAUGGGGGGUGAGGUGGAGUGGUAGGGGUGUAGGGGAGGAUGGGGGGUGAGGUGGAGUGGUAGGGGUGUAGGGGAGGGGUGAAGGCCUCUGUGUGCACAUGCUUGUUAAGUGCCAGUGUUAUCUCAUAAUAUCAAAUCUCCUCUGGACUGGCCUCUCCAUGGCUGGGACUAAUUAGUGUGUGUGUGUAGACCUGGCUGUGGGUGUCUGGUCCUCUGUGUCUCUACUGCGCUGAGAGGCUGUAUCGCUACAUUCGGAGCAACUCCCCCGUCACCAUAGUUGCUGUCGUCAGGCAUCCCUGUGAUGUCAUCGAGCUGCGCAUGCUGAAGAAGGACUUUAAAGCCCACCCAGGACAAGUGAGUGACAGGUAGAGUUACUAUAGGAACCACACUGUGGCAUGGCUCUGGACUAAGUUAGCAGUAAGGUAACACUUACUCUGCCAUAUUAUUUACACCUCAACCAAAGUAGCAGAAAGGUAGUCAUUUCUGCAAUAUUACUUACCUGAGAUCUGUAGGAAGUCUCAAGUAUGGAGAUAGAUUUCAAUUUUUUAUUUUUUAAUAUAUAAGUAGUGAGUCACAAACAAAAUAAGUGUUGUGCAAAUAUAGAAUGCAACUUUUAAAUACAAAUCACAGUCUGUGAAUAUGCCCAUAUAGUUUCAAAUACAUAGAAAUCUAUCUCCAUAUUCAAGGGUUUGGGGCAAGGGAAUGGCUUGGAAUCUGGCAGUAGUCAUGAGUAGAACAACUGUAUAAAGUUUCAGAAUUGAUUUUUUUCUCUGUCUAUUUCUCCCUCCAUCUUUUCUCCCUCUCCCCCUUUCUUUCUCAGUACAUUGUACUAAACUGUCCCAGUGUGUCAUCAUUUGAAAAUCAUCCCUUCACUCUGACUGCGGUAAGUUGGUCCAGUUGGUUUUUCUCACAAAUCAAACAAGAAAUGUGCAGAUCGAAGUCUGUUGAACAGUUAAAGGAGGCUUCCUCACACACAGUGGUAUCAAUUCCCCAUGCUUUCUCUCCACAUACCUCAAACAUGACACACUACUCACAUCUAAAGGCACGUGCAACAACCUAACUUUUUACCCCCUGGUACACGUGAAGUUCUUUCUCUCUCUCUGAGGCCCCUCGGCUCCAGUUCUCUCAUUGAUGUGGAGGCAGGGGGGUUAGGGUUAGGGUUAGGGUUAGGCAGGUAGAUUGGCAGUUGACACUUCAAAUCCCUCACACAUCAUCUACAGUUCUUUAUCAAUUUGCCAGAAAUAACAUUCUUGUUCUGGAAUAAGAGACAAACCAAGGGGGCCUUACUUCAGGAACCUGAUCCCCUCCUUUUUAACAUUCACGCACGCACAGACAAGCGCGUGCAUGUACACACAUCAUAUACACAGACACACACACACACACACACAAGCACACACACACACACAAUGUACAUGCACACUGCUUUCCUGUUGGCAGACAAUGUUACUGCCCUCAGGGGUCUGUCUGCUCUUUGUCAGUGAUUCUGUACCCUGCUACAACCCCCCAUAAAACACCAGGCCGAGGCACGCUUUGUCUGUGUGUGUGUGUGUGUGUGUGUGUGUGUGAAUGUGAAUGACUCAUUGUCUGUGCUCUUGCUUGCAGUGUCCCACGGAGAAGAAAGAAACAUUAGGAAUACAUCUCAGAGUGGUGGGAGACUGGACUGGUGAGUGAACAACACAGCACAACACAGUGGAUCUCCCGCACAUCCUCCCUAAGCUCCAGGGACAGCCUGCACCAUCUCAGAAAUGACAGAAUUGCGGGGGAGAUUUGUUUUAUCCCCCUUCUAAUCCUUGCUUGGGAGAAUCCAUUUCCGAAGGCUUCCGUAGGCUGAGGGCUAACAUGGCUCCAGCAGUGUUAGUGCAGGGUUCUGACAGUGUUAGUGCAGGGUUCUCAGGGCUAACAUGGCUCCAGCAGUGUUCGUGCAGGGUUCUGACAGUGUUAGUGCAGGGUUCUGAGGGCUAACAUGGUUCCAGCAGUGUUAGGGCAGGGUUCUGAAGGCUAACAUGGCUCCAGCAGUGUUAGUGCAGGGUUCUGAGGGCUAAAAUGGCUCCAGCAGUGUUAGUGCAGGGUUCUGAGGGCUAAAAUGGCUCCAGCAGUGUUAGUGCAGGGUUCUGAGGGCUAAAAUGGCUCCAGCAGUGUUAGUGCAGGGUUCUGAGGGCUAACAUGGUUCCAGCAGUGUUAGGGCAGGGUUCUGAGGGCUAACGUGGUUCCAGCAGUGUUAGUGGAGGGUUCUGAGGGCUAACAUGGCCCCAGCAAUGUUAGUGCAGGGUUCUGAGGGCUAACAUGGUUCCAGCAGUGUUAGGGCAGGGUUCUGAGGGCUAACAUGGUUCCAGCAGUGUUAGGGCAGGGUUCUGAGGGCUAACAUGGUUCCAGCAGUGUUAGUGCAGGGUUCUGAGGGCUAACAUGGUUCCAGCAGUGUUAUGGCAUGGUUAGGAAACCCCCUGUUCUCUGUAGCGGCGGCUGCUUUUCUCUUCUCUCUCUGUUAUAGACUAGUCAGCACAGCAACAGGUGGUGAUAUUUCAACUGAAAAGUUUACUUUUAUUAAGUCCACACAAACACAUAGUAAAGCGGUGAUGUGCAGAGGACCUGAAUAUCUUUAUUGGUUUAACAGAUGCCUCUCACAAUCAAGGAAACAAAAAAGGCUGUUUUCAUGAUGUUAUGCUGUAGGGAUGCAUCAAAUAACGCCUAUUAAGCCUAAGAAGACAAACCGAACCACAACCCCAAACAAGCUACAGUACAGCCAGUCCUACCACAACCCCAAACAAGCUACAGGACAGCCAGUCCUACCACAACCCCAAACAAGCUACAGGACAGCCAGUCCUACCACAACCCCAAACAAGCUACAGGACAGCCAGUCCUACCACAACCCCAAACAAGCUACAGUACAGCCAGUCCUACCACAACCCCAAACAAGCUACAGGACAGCCAGUCCUACCACAACCCCAAACAAGCUACAGUACAGCCAGUCCUACCACAACCCCAAACAAGCUACAGGACAGCCAGUCCUACCACAACCCCAAACAAGCUACAGGACAGCCAGUCCUACCACAACCCCAAACAAGCUACAGUACAGCCAGUCCUACCACAACCCCAAACAAGCUACAGGACAGCCAGUCCUACCACAACCCCAAACAAGCUACAGGACAGCCAGUCCUACCACAACCCCAAACAAGCUACAGGACAGCCAGUCCUACCACAACCCCAAACAAGCUACAGUACAGCCAGUCCUACCACAACCCCAAACAAGCUACAGGACAGCCAGUCCUACCACAACCCCAAACAAGCUACAGGACAGCCAGUCCUACCACAACCCCAAACAAGCUACAGGACAGCCAGUCCUACCACAACCCCAAACAAGCUACAGUACAGCCAGUCCUACCACAACCCCAAACAAGCUACAGGACAGCCAGUCCUACCACAACCCCAAACAAGCUACAGGACAGCCAGUCCUACCACAACCCCAAACAAGCUACAGGACAGCCAGUCCUACCACAACCCCAAACAAGCUACAGUACAGCCAGUCCUACCAUAACCCCAAACAAGCUACAGGACAGCCAGUCCUACCACAACCCCAAACAAGCUACAGUACAGCCAGUCCUACCACAACCCCAAACAAGCUACAGGACAGCCAGUCCUACCACCACCCCAAACAAGCUACAGGACAGCCAGUCCUACCACAACCCCAAACAAGCUACAGUACAGCCAGUCCUACCACAACCCCAAACAAGCUACAGGACAGCCAGUCCUACCACAUCCCCAAACAAGCUACAGUACAGCCAGUCCUACCACGACCCCAAACAAGCUACAGGACAGCCAGUCCUACCACAACCCCAAACAAGCUACAGUACAGCCAGUCCUACCACAACCCCAAACAAGCUACAGGACAGCCAGUCCUACCACGACCCCAAACAAGCUACAGGACAGCCAGUCCUACCACAACCCCAAACAAGCUACAGUACAGCCAGUCCUACCACAACCCCAAACAAGCUACAGUACAGCCAGUCCUACCACAACCCCAAACAAGCUACAGGACAGCCAGUCCUACCACAACCCCAAACAAGCUACAGUACAGCCAGUCCUACCACAACCCCAAACAAGCUACAGGACAGCCAGUCCUACCACAACCCCAAACAAGCUACAGUACAGCCAGUCCUACCACAACCCCAAACAAGCUACAGGACAGCCAGUCCUACCACAACCCCAAACAAGCUACAGUACAGCCAGUCCUACCACAACCCCAAACAAGCUACAGUACAGCCAGUCCUACCACAACCCCAAACAAGCUACAGUACAGCCAGUCAAUGUGCUGUUUCUUCUCUCCUCUUGUCUCUCUGUUCUCCCCCUCUCAUCUCAUGCCUUGUCCUGUCUGUUCUCCUUUAUUUUCUUCACUCUCCUCCUCCAUCUGUUUUCUUUUUGUCUCAUCCCUCUCUCCUCUCUUAUUCAGAACGUUUUACGGAGUUGUUGCUUCCUGAGCCGGGAGCCGAGUCAGAGAUCCUACCCAUGGUGCAACAGAGGAGAUACCCAAAGUAGGUUUGACCCUGUGAGUGUGCGUGAGUGCGUACACUCUUAGAAAAAAAAGGUGCUAUCUAGAACCUAAAAGGGUUCUUCGGCUGUCUCCAUAGGAGAACCCGUUGCAGAACCCUUUUUGGUUCCAUGUAGAACUCUUUUGGUUCCAGUUAUAAUCAUUUUGGGGCCUAUGUCGAACCCUUUCCACAGAGGGUCCUACAUGGAACCCAAAAGGAUUCUACCUGGAACCAAACAUAGUUAUCCUAUGGGGACAGCUGAAGAACCCUUAUGGAACACUUUUUUCUAAGAGUGUACAGUCGUGGUCAAAAGUUUUGAGAAUGACACAAGUAUUGGUCUUCACAAAGUUUGCUGAUUCAGUGUUUUUAGAUAUUUUUGUCAGAUGUUACUAUGGUAUACUGAAGUAUAAUUACAAGCAUUCCAUAAGUGUCAAAGGCUUUUAUUGACAAUUACAUUACGUUUAUGCAGAGAGUCAAUAUUUGCAGUGUUGACCCUUCUUUUUCAAGACCUCUGCAAUCCGCCCUGGGAUGCUGUUAAUUAACUUCUGGGCCACAUCCUGACUGAUGGCAGCCCAUUCUUGCAUAAUCAAUGCUUGGAGUUUGUCAGAAUUUGUGGGUUUUUGUUUGUCCACCCGCCUCUUGAGGAUUGACCACACGUUCUCAAUGGGAUUAAGGUCUGGGGAGUUUCCUGGCCAUGGACCCAAAAUGUUGAUGUUUUGUUCCCCGAGCCACUUAGUUAUCACUUUUGCCUUACGACAAGGUGCUCCAUCAUGCUGGAAAAGGCAUUGUUCGUCACCAAACUGUUCUUGGAUGGUUGGGAGAAGUUGCUCUCGGAGGAUGUGUUGGUACCAUUCUUUAUUCAUGGCUGUGUUCUUAGGCAAAAUUGUGAGUGAGCCCACUCCCUUGGCUGAGAAGCAACCCCACACAUGAAUGGUCUCAGGAUGCUUUACUGUUGUCAUGACACAGGACUGAUGGUAGCGCUCACCUUGUCUUCUCCGGACAAGCUUUUUUCCGGAUGCCCCAAACAAUCGGAAAGGGGAUUCAUCAGAGAAAAUGACUCAGCAGUCCAAUCCCUGUACCUUUUGCAGAAUAUCAGUCUGUCCCUGAUGUUUUUCCUGGAGAGAAGUGGCUUCCUCGCUGCCCUUCUUGACACCAGGCCAUCCUCCAAAAGUCUUCGCCUCACUGUGCGUGCAGAUGCACUCACACCUGCCUGCUGCCAUUCCUGAGCAAGUUCUGCACUGGCGGUGCCCCGAUCCCGCAGCUGAAUCAACUUUAGGAGACGGCCCUGGCGCUUGCUGGUCUUUCUUGGGUGCCCUGAAGCCUUCUUCACAACAAUUGAACCUCUCUCCUUGAAGUUCUUGAUGAUCCAAUAUAUGGUUGAUUUAGGUGCAAUCUUACUAGCAGCAAUAUCCUUGCCUGUGAAGCCCUUUUUGUGCAAAGCAAUGAUGACGGCACGUGUUUCCUUGCAGGUAACCAUGGUUAACAGAGAAAGAACAAUGAUUUCAAGCACCACCCUCCUUUUAAAGCUUCCAGUCUGUUAUUCUAACUCAAUCAGCAUGACAGAGUGAUCUCCAGCCUUGUCCUCAUCAACACUCUCACCUGUGUUAACGAGAGAAUCAUUGACAUGAUGGCAGCUGGUCCUUUUGUGGCAGGGCUGAAAUGCAGUGGAAAUGUUCUUUUGGGGAUUAAGUUCAUUUUCAUGGCAAAGAGGGACUUUGCAAUUAAUUGCAAUUCAUCUGAUCACUCUUCAUAACAUUCUGGAGUAUAUGCAAAUUGCCAUCAUAAAAACUGAGGCAACAGACUUUGUGAAAAUUAAUAUUUGUGUCAUUCUCAAAACUUUUGACCACGACUGUAGGUGUGUGUGUGUGGUAGUAGUAGUAGUAUAGUUUGCUAGUAGGACUUGGUCAGUCAGUGUGAACUCAGGGGGCGUCAGCUUUGAGAGAGAGAGAGAGGUCACAAUUCAGAGGGUCAGAGGGGGAUGGGGAUAGAGGGACUCAAUCUAGGAACACACAGUCACACACACACACACACACACACACACACACACACACACACACACACACACACACACACACACACACACACACACACACACACACACACCACUGUAUCUAUUUGUCUUUGUCUGUCUGUGGGUAGUUGUCUCUUACCUCAGUGAUACAGCUGACAUGAUUUCCCAUGACGGCUCAGAAUCACACAGAGGGCAAAGGUUAUGACCCUCUGACCCCUGCCCUCACACCCUUCCUGGUGUAUGUUUGUGUGCGUCUGUCAGUGUGUGUGUGUGUGUGUGUGUGAGGCUCAUUGAUUCUUUGUCUGUGGACUGUGCUGGCUCCGGGGAUCUGAGCUUGUGAUAGCAAACAACCUGGUCGAGAUUGUCAUGGUCACAGGUGUGUGUGUGUAUGUUUGUGUAUGUGUAUGUGUGUGUGUGUAUUUGUGUAUGUGCGCGUGUGUUUUGCAGUUGCACCAGCUGGGAAUCACAUUGUCUUCAUUCUUGUUAGGUGUUGACACAGUGAACUCUCCAAGGACUGAGUCCUAACUUGAGAAACUCAAACUGUCAUGUCUAAUUCAGAAAAGACCAUAAGAUAAACUCUCACAUUCUGCUCAGAACAAUUUGUGGUUUGUCAUUGUGCAGACUGUGUGUGGUGUGUGACUGUAUGUGUGUGUCGGUGUGAGUGACUGUGUGUGACUGUGUGUGUGUUCCGGUGUAGGGUGAAGUGUUUAUGCAGCUGGUUCAGAGAUGAAGGAGGGGAAAUGUGUGUUCCUGUUCUCUAGAGAUGAAGGAGGGGGAAAUGUGUGUUCCUGUUCUCUAGAGAUGAAGGAGGGGAAAAUGUGUUCCUGCUCUCUAGACUGUUCUCUUGUUCUCCUCCUGUUUUUCUUUCUAUCUUCUCACUCUUCCUCCCAUCUCCCUCCUCUCUCUCAUCUCCCAUCUCAAUUUCUCUCUCUCUCUCUCUCCUCUCUCUCUCCUCUCUCUCUCUCUCUCUCUCUCCUCUCUCUCCUCUCUCCCAUCUCCCUCCUCUUUCCCAUCUCAAUUUCUCUCUCUCGCUCUCUCUAUCUCUGCUGUAGGGAUAGGGGGUGUUUAUCAGCUCUGAGAAUCCCCCCUCCAUUAUAUUUAUUUGUUUUAUGGGUUAUCAUCCUGAUCUCUCCUUCUCUCUGGCUGUGGGACUGACAUGCAGGAUGUUGCCUGUUUCUCCUUCUCUCUGGCUGUGGGACUGACAUGCAGGAUGUUGCCUGUUUCUCCUUCUCUCUGGCCGUGGGACUGACAUGCAGGAUGUUGCCUGUUUCUCCUUCUCUCUGGCUGUGGGACUGACAUGCAGGAUGUUGCCUGUUUCUCCUUCUCUCUGGCUGUGGGACUGACAUGCAGGAUGUUGCCUGUUUCUCCUUCUCUCUGGCCGUGGGACUGACAUGCAGGAUGUUGCCUGUUUCUCCUUCUCUCUGGCUGUGGGACUGACAUGCAGGAUGUUGCCUGUUUCUCCUUCUCUCUGGCUGUGGGACUGACAUGCAGGAUGUUGCCCGUUUCUCCUUCUCUCUGGCCGUGGGACUGACAUGCAGGAUGUUGCCUGUUUCUCCUUCUCUCUGGCAGUGGGACUGACAUGCAGGAUGUUGCCUGUUUCUCCUUCUCUCUGGCUGUGGGACUGACAUGCAGGAUGUUGCCUGUUUCUCCUUCUCUCUGGCUGUGGGACUGACAUGCAGGAUGUUGCCUGUUUCUCCUUCUCUCUGGCUGUGGGACUGACAUGCAGGAUGUUGCCUGUUUCUCCUUCUCUCUGGCUGUGGGACUGACAUGCAGGAUGUUGCCUGUUUGUUUAUGUUUGCCUGACCUCAAAGGAAGUCAUUGGCAGCCCUAGUGUGUGUUUGUAGUGUGUGUUUGUGUGUAUACAGUAUGUGUGUGUGUGUCCUAGUUUACGAUUCAUUCACUAUAAAUGAGGUCCUGAGAGUGUAGACCACCACAAUGAUUUAGGUGAACAUACAAAAGCCACUUGUCUUAAUGUCUAAAGUAGUGUGUUUGUGUGAGUGUGAGUGGGUGUGUAAUUUGUCACUGUCUCACUAUUGUUGUCCUUCCCACUAUGUGUGUAGGCUGUACGUGGAUGGUCCGUUCGGCAGUCCGUCACAGGAGGUGUUUAACUACGAAGUCAGUCUGUGUGUGGCGGGUGGGAUCGGAGUCACGCCAUUCGCCUGCAUUCUGCACGCCCUGCUGUGAGUGGCUGUCUGACAAGAGAUGGUUGGUUGUUGGUUUACCAUUGGUGUGAAUGUUUUGACAUGGGCUUAAUGCCCAAAUUCUCACACUGUACUUUAUGUGUGUGUGUGUGUGUGUGUGUGUGUGUGUGUGUGUGUAUGUGUGUGUGUGGUCUGUCUCAGGGAUGGCUGGAGGCAUUUCCGUCUGAGGAGGCUAUACUUUGUGUGGGUGUGCAGGGAGCUGCAGUCCUUCUACUGGUUCGCUGAGCUGCUGUGUGCCUUACAUCACAAGGUCAGCCUGGGGACUAGGGGUCAAAAGUCUGGGUUAAAUAUAAGGCCAGAGGUCAGGGCUAAACAUCAGGGAUGGAGUAACCUAAUGUAGCAGGCGUAAAAGAAACGCCUGAGACUAGAUCCCCUACAUACUGAUGUUGACAAGAAGAAGAAAAAAAAACUGUCGGCAGAGGUUCUCUUCUGCACGGUUCAACCAAUCCUGUAAAUGUGGAGGAGGAGUUAACGUCCAAAAGCGGAAGUCGCUUCACAAACUCUCUUUCCAUUUCCCCUGAUAACCGGAACAUCCGGUUGUUGGGGACUCGGCAGAGGCUGGGGUAGAGAGGUUGUAUGGCACCUCCUGCCCUGAGGCCCGAGGCUGGGGUCCAUCUUUUAUCUUUCUCCUCUUAGUGUACUGUUUAAAAACCUGCUGGUGCUCUCCCAGAGCAGGGGCAGAGCGCCCUCUAUAGGCCUGUAGUGGAGGGGCUGAUAUCUGGGGUUAUAGCACCAUCUAGUGACUGUAGUGGAGGGGCUGAUAUCUGGGGUUAUAUCACCAUCUAGUGACUGUAGUGGAGGGGCUGAUAUCUGGGGUUAUAUCACCAUCUAGUGACUGUAGUGGAGGGGCUGAUAUCUGGGGUUAUAUCACCAUCUAGUGACUGUAGUGGAGGGGCUGAUAUCUGGGGUUAUAUCACCAUCUAGUGACUGUAGUGAAGGGGCUGAAAUCUGCCGUUAUAUCACUGUCUAGGGACUCAGUGUCUCUGUUGAUGUAUAGUGGGGCCCGAAAUUAUUGACACCCUUGAUAAAGAUGAGCAAUAAUGACUGGGUCACACUUUUUUUGGAUAGUCUGGAUUUGUAUCAAGCUUAAAACAUCAAAUAAGAAACGAAAUUUGCCCAAGCCUCAACAGUAAGCAAAACUUGAUAUCCACCAAGGUGAAUUACCUGAUAAUAGUUUAAUAAUUACUAGAUAAUAGUGACUAUUCAAGUUUUGAGCGGUAAAUGGAGCCGAUUUAGCACAUACUUGACUUAAAUUAUAUGAUACAACUCAUUUAUUUGGUUACUAUCAACAAACUAUCUGUUGAUAAUCAACUGCUUGCUAAGGUUACGGUUAGGUUUAGAAUAAGGGUUAGGGUUAAGUUUAGGGUUAGGAUAAGGGUUAAGGUUAAGGUUAGGGUUAGGAUAAGGGUUAAUGUUAGGGUUAGGAUAAGGAUUAAGGUUAGGGUUAGGGUUAGGGUUAGGAUAAGGGUUAAGGUUAGUGUUAGGGUUAGGAUAAGGGUUAAGGUUAGGUUUAGGGUUAGGAUAAGGGUUAGGAUAAGGAUUAAGGUUAGGGUUAGGAUAAGGGUUAGGGUUAGGGUUAGGAUAAGGAUUAAGGUUAGGGUUAGGAUAAGGGUUAAGGUUAGUGUUAGAGCUAGGGUUAGGGUUAGGGUUAGGGUUAAGUUUAGGGUUAGGAUAAGGAUAAGGGUUAGGGUUAGGGUUAGGAUAAGGGUUAAGGUUAGCGUUAGAGCUAGGGUUAGGGUUAGGGUUAGGGUUAAGUUUAGGGUUAGGGUUAGGGUUAGUAGAUAGGUAGUUGAAAUGCUACUGUAGAUAGUCUGUAGAGCAUCUAGAGAUGGACUAUCCAGAUAAAGUGUUACUGAGCUAUGUUGUAUGCUAAACAAAUUGGGAAAUUAUAUUAUUUUGUACUAAUACAAUUGCUCAGAGAAAGUAAUAUUUUUUUUUUCAAAAAGGUAAGGGUAAAAAUGAUUGACAUCCCUAAAGAUUCUUAUAAAUAAAGUAGUCAAAUGUUGACUAUUUUGUACUACAUUAAUCAUACAUCGACAUUAAUGUGGAUGCUACCAUGAUUAUGGAUAAUCCUGAAUUAAUUGUUAAUAAUGAUGAGUGAGAAGUUUCAGAGGGUCAAAGUCAAAGAUCAUAACCCCAAGACAUGCCAACCUCUCACCAUUACCAAUAACAGGGGGGGUUAACAUGUCUUGGGGAUAUGAUCUUUGACCCUCUGUAACUUUCUCAAUCAUCAUUAUUCACUAUUCAUUCAGGAUUAUACAUAAUCGUGGUAGCAUCCACAUUAAUGUAGAAGUGUUUAGAAACAUAUUCUAUUCUUAUUUACAAUAAAAGUGACUCCAACAUGACACUAGAUUAUUUACCAUUAAUUUCUAUUGGGCACAAAAAUAAUCUGAAACACAACCUAAACGAACUGUAAAUGCAUCCAACAAGUUUGUAGAGUCAGAAGCAUUAUGUAGUCAUUGCGUGCUAUGAAUAUGGGACCAAAUACUAAACUUUUGACUACUUUAUUUAUACAAAUCUUUAGGGGUGUGAAUAAUUUAGACCCCUACCUUUUUUGAGGAAAAAAAUGUUUACUUGCUAAACUAAAUCUCUUUCUCUGUCUCUUUUUUUUAGUUGCAUACAAUAUAGCUCAGUAUUUGAAUUAAUUAUUUUAUACAGUUAUUAUUUCUCAUCUUUAUCAAGGGUGUCAAUAAUUUUCGGACUCCACUGGAUCUGCCUAUCAGGCAUGUUCAUAUAACCUCCCCUCUCUCUCAUUCUCUCUCUCUCUCUCUCACCCUCUCUCUCGCUCUCUUUCUCAUUCCAUCUCUCUCUCCCCCUCUCUCUCCGUCUCUCUCUCUCUCUCUCUCUCUAGCUGUGGCAGGAAAAUAGACCUGACUAUCUGAACCUGCAGCUCUUCGUCAGCCAGGCAGAUGGACUUCAGGUGAGACUCAAAGACAACGUCAGUCAAUCAGUCUGUCAAUCAAUCAGUCAGUCAGUCAAUCAGUUAGUCUUCACUCACUCCAUCCAGUCAGCCAGCCAGCCAGCCAGCCAGCCAGUAGAGGGUAGGGUACACCACAGAUUGGUGAAGAGAAAAUGAUAGAGAGCUAGGAGAUGGCUAGAGAGAGUGAAGCAUGUUAACUUUCACUGUAAAAUAAUCACUGUUUUUUUUUUUAGCAGUUAACAAUAGUUCACUGCUACCUUCAGUGUGUAUGGAGGUGGAAUGUAUUCUUUCAAUCUUUUUAUUUCUCCUUUCUACAGCACUGCCGGAGAACACUCUCUUUUAAAUCUCUCCCUCUCUUUAACUGUGUUCCUUUCACUCUUUCUUUCCCUUACUGCCAUUCUCUCUGGCGGAGCUGAAAGGAUUGUACAAAGAGAUACUCAGUACUUUCACAGAGUCUUUCAGAAGGCGUUUUAUUACUGCAGUCCUUUCACAGAGUCUUUCAGAAGGCGUGUUAUUACUGCAGUACUUUCACAGAGUCUUUCAGAAGGCGUUUUAUUACUGCAGUCCUUUCACAGAGUCUUUCAGAAGGCGUGUUAUUACUGCAGUCCUUUCACAGAGUCUUUCAGAAGGCGUUUUAUUACUGCAGUCCUUUCACAGAGUCUUUCAGAAGGCGUUUUAUUACUGCAGUCCUUUCACAGAGUCUUUCAGAAGGCGUGUUAUUACUGCAGUACUUUCACAGAGUCUUUCAGAAGGCGUUUUAUUACUGCAGUCCUUUCACAGAGUCUUUCAGAAGGCGUUUUAUUACUGCAGUCCUUUCACAGAGUCUUUCAGAAGGCGUUUUAUUACUGCAGUCCUUUUUAAUUUCACUCUGCCUCCAGCUAGCAGACACGGUGAUCUUGUUCAGGGCUCACGGUUCAGAGGCAUACAAGAAGUGGACUUUUAAUAUCACAGCCAUUUAAUAUCAUACAAACCAGUUCAUGUUGCACAGUUGAUGCUAUUUUCCAUGUAAGACUCAGGCCUGUACUCAUAGAGUAGGUAAAAGUUUCCCCUAACCCCUGAUGCAGGGUCAGAUAUGUUUUCAUCCACCUAAAACCCCUUGGUUUGGGGCUAGGGUAAUCUGAUUCUAGAUCUGGGGAUAGGGUAAUUUGAUCCUAGAUCUGAGGCUAGGGUAAUUUGAUCCUAGAUCUGAGGCUAGGGUAAUUUGAUCCUCGAUUUUGGGGCUAGGGUAAACUGAUCCUCGAUUUUAGGGCUAGUGUAAUCUGAUCUAGGGUAAUCUGAUCCUAGAUCUGGGGCUAGGGUAAUCUAAUCCCAGAUCUGAGGCUAGGGUAAUCUGAUCCUAGAUUUUGGGGCUAGGGUCAACUGAUCCUAGAUUUUGGGGCUAGGGCAAUCUGAUCCUAGAUUUUGGGGCUAGGGUAAUCUGAUCCUAGAUUUUUGGGCUAGGGUAAUCUGAUCCUAGAUUCUGGGGCUAGGGUAAUUUGAUCCUAGAUCUGUGGUAAAGCGUAACUUCUACCUGGAUCUCUAAUAACACUAGCUCAUUAUAAUUGUUUUGUGUUCUGUUUCCUGUCCAGAACAUCUCUGAGGAGAGGUACCGCCCCCUGAGUUCCCGGCUGCUGAUUGGCCGACCGAGGUGGAAGUUGCUCUUUGAGGAGAUAGGGAAGACCAAUAAGCAGUGAGUAAAAUGUUUGGAGCGUUUAAAGACAUCUUCUGAUUGGAUCAUUUUAGGAUAUUGUGGUCAUGUUGUAUCUGUAUUGUGUGUGCUCUCCUCAGUAAGCGGGUGGGGGUGUUCUGCUGUGGGCCUAAAGGCAUCUCCAAGACUCUGCACAGACUGUGUAACUCAGACCGCUACUCAGGAACCACGUUUGAGUUCAACAAAGAGUCCUUCAGCUGA
Molecule: messenger RNA, 14415 nt
Organism: Coregonus sp. 'balchen'
Lineage: Eukaryota; Metazoa; Chordata; Actinopteri; Salmoniformes; Salmonidae
Source: the annotation of a GenBank genome assembly